AUGUCGGAGGUGGUGGGCACGCCGGAGAGCGGUGGCGGGGGCGGGGUCAAGGAGCAGGAGCGGUUCCUGCCGAUCGCCAACAUCGGGCGCAUCAUGCAGCGCAGCGUGCUGGAGAAGGGCAAGAUCACCAAGGACGCCAAGGAGUCCAUCCAGGAGUGCGUCUCCGAGUUCAUCAGCUUCAUCACCACCGAGGCGAGCGACAAGUGCAUGAAGGAGAAGUGCAAGACCAUCAACGGGGACGACCUGAUCUGGUCCAUGGGCACCCUCGGCUUCGAGGACUAUGUCGAGCCCCUCAAGCUCUACUGGGAGGUUUUGGCUAACUGCACAUUUUACAACUGUGUCAGGUGUUGUUUGAGUAAUUUGCUGGACUGGUCGUCAGAGCUCACAGCAGUGUUCGUCGCUUUAUUACACGACAUGGAGAAUGUUGUCACUUGGCAGCACGUGUGGAGCCACUUCUGCUUAUGCUUCAAGGAUGAGAAAAUGACGGAUGAUAAGGCAACAGUGCGUGCAUUUGGUAUAAAAGAUGGUGAUGAGUUAUGA
This is a messenger RNA of Hordeum vulgare subsp. vulgare (domesticated barley), 540 nucleotides long. RefSeq names its product nuclear transcription factor Y subunit B-4-like. Gene Ontology annotation, biological process: regulation of transcription by RNA polymerase II. Gene Ontology annotation, cellular component: CCAAT-binding factor complex. Gene Ontology annotation, molecular function: DNA-binding transcription activator activity, RNA polymerase II-specific; RNA polymerase II cis-regulatory region sequence-specific DNA binding; protein heterodimerization activity. The coding region runs from base 1 to 540 and encodes 179 amino acids. The record is from RefSeq and is a predicted model, not a curated record. Lineage: Eukaryota; Viridiplantae; Streptophyta; Magnoliopsida; Poales; Poaceae. The transcript is spliced from 6 exons.